GUCCUGAGCUCUGGGCUCUAGCUGUCAUUAUCAUCACCAUGUCCGGCCAGCUGAUGAGUGUGGAGGGGCUCCUGGGAAAACAUGUCCCGGCUGAGGAUCUGAGCGAGGUGUGGAGGAUCCUGUACGGGAAGGAGCUCAGGAAAUUAGAUCUUCCCAGCUCUGCUGUCAAUGCUGCAUCACAGGAGAAUUUUGAAUUGAAAGGCUAUGUCUUUGAAGCUGCCUUAGAACAACUACGAAGGCCUCGAACUGUUCGCGUGGGACUGAUCCAGAAUAAAAUCCAGUUGCCAACUACUAGUCCAGUAGCAGAACAGGUGAAUGCCCUUCACAGACGUAUCGCAGAGAUUGUGGAUGUAGCGGCUAUGUGUGAUGUGAACAUUGUCUGUUUCCAGGAAGCAUGGACAAUGCCAUUUGCUUUCUGCACCAGAGAGAGGUUGCCAUGGACAGAGUUUGCUGAAUCAGCUGAAAAUGGAGCAACUACCAAAUUCUGCCAGGAGCUUGCAAAGAAGCACAACAUGGUAAUUGUUUCUCCAAUUCUGGAGAGGGAUGAGAGCCAUGGAGAUACACUAUGGAACACCGCCGUGGUCAUAUCAAACACAGGAGCCGUUCUGGGGAAGACCCGUAAAAAUCACAUCCCAAGAGUGGGAGACUUCAACGAGUCCACCUAUUACAUGGAGGGAAAUACAGGACAUCGAGUUUUCCAGACUGCAUUUGGAAGGAUUGCUGUGAAUAUCUGCUAUGGAAGACAUCAUCCAUUAAACUGGCUCAUGUACAGCAUUAAUGGAGCAGAAAUUAUUUUCAACCCUUCAGCCACUAUUGGGGAACUAAGUGAGUCAUUGUGGCCAAUAGAGGCAAGGAAUGCAGCCAUUGCCAAUCAUUGCUUCACAUGUGCCAUCAACCGUGUGGGAACUGAGCAUUUUGAAAAUGAAUUCACAUCUGGAGAUGGCAAGAAAGCCCAUCAUGAUUUUGGGCAUUUCUAUGGAUCUAGUUAUGUUUCAUCUCCAGAUGGGAGUCGAACUCCUGGCCUAAGUAGGGUUAGUGAAGGACUUUUGAUUGCCGAGAUGGACCUUAAUCUGUGCCGCCAAACCUGCGACAAAUGGAAUUUCAAGAUGACUGGACGCUAUGAAAUGUAUGCUGAGGAGCUGGCACGAGCUGUAAGACCAGAUUUUCAAGCUGACAUUGUGAGAGAAUGAAGGUACUAAAUGUACAGGAGGAUAUUGCUGAAACAAAGCACACAAGCGACAACCUGCGUGCACUGCCUUUUGUGUUGUCAUCACGCUGUACAAGUAUUAUCAAACUGUAAAAGAUUUCCAUACCUAAUAAAAAAAAUAAAAAAUUA
Molecule: messenger RNA, 1336 nt
Organism: Rana temporaria (common frog)
Lineage: Eukaryota; Metazoa; Chordata; Amphibia; Anura; Ranidae
Gene: UPB1
Product: beta-ureidopropionase 1
Exons: 10
Coding region: 39-1190 (383 amino acids)
Molecular function (GO): beta-ureidopropionase activity
Source: RefSeq, a predicted model, not a curated record